Drosophila teissieri is the source of this 2254-nucleotide messenger RNA. RefSeq lists its product as uncharacterized. NCBI's taxonomy places the organism in Eukaryota, Metazoa, Arthropoda, Insecta, Diptera, Drosophilidae. The transcript has a single exon. Bases 147 to 1358 code for a protein of 403 amino acids. The record is from RefSeq and is a predicted model, not a curated record.
UCGGCUUGGAAUAUCAGACGGAUUAACCGCAUCACUGACUGACCCCAAUCUAAGCCCCUUCGUCUAAUCAGCCAACUGGUGGGCGACUAGGCGACAACAACGCAGUUCCUUCCAUCAGUCAGUUGGCGCCAGUUGCCUCUAAGACGAUGAUCUCGAUGUGGCUGCCACUUGUGUGCAUGUGCCUUCUGCCGCUCAUGCAGGCGGAGCAUGUGGCUCCCCAGCUGGAUAUUGCUGUGAAGGACUUCCAGCUGGAGCUGCUGCGCGAAUUAGGCGACCUGCUGCAACAGCGGACUGAGCCGAGUCUCAACGAUUACCUGGAUCGUCUGGGGCGCAUUCCCAGGAAUGCCAACUAUACAGAACAGCUGAGUGCAGCGCGUGCCACGCCGAAGAUCCAAGCGAAGGUGACGCUCAUCAAGCAGCUGCUGGAUGUGCGACCCCACCUGGACACCGACAUGGAGUACACCAUCGUGCUGCGGAACCUGGUCUUCCUCAACCGACUGAGAUCCACGCUGCGGGCGGCUGAGGAGACCAGCACACAAGAGAUACGCAUGAUGCGCAUGUACCGCCUCUGCCAGCAGCUCGACCGCCCGGCUCCACAUCAUCAAGGGAGUCGUCUGAUCAACGAACAGACAGUCGGCGCCGCAUUGGAGCAGCUCAACCUGACCAAGAAGGAGGUCAACGCCACCGGCUUGGAUCUCAAUGAGUUUGGGGCGCAGCUGUACGAGCGAGUCAAGUUGUCGGGCGCCGAAAUCAUCGACAACUACCUGCACAUCCUGCGCUCCCUGCUGCAGGACAUCAUCGACGGCGACCAUGCGGAUCUGGCCGGCAGCACUGCCAAGCUGGACAAGAUGCUGCAGCAGCUGGACGCCAUGCUUGCCACAGCGGACUUCUUCGAGAAACGGCAGCUUGUGUACGCGUACCUGGAGACCCAUUUGCGCACGGAUUACGAGGAUAUGCGGGACACGUCGAGCAGCGAGCACAUCACCGAACACCUACUCACGCAGCUGCGGACCAAGGGACUGGACCUGUUCGUCAUCUUUCUCUUCAGCAACUUUGAAUUCAUAGACCUGGUGCACGAGCACUGGGAUCAACUGCUACCACAGUCACCCAGUCUCCUCUACGACGAGACCGCCCGCCAACUCUACGAUCUGCAGCAGCUGUACCAGGCCUUCAAGCUGGACACGGAUUGCGAGGCCAAGUACACCGCCUACUCGGACGCACUGCGUCGCUUGCACGAGCGGACCGUGGAGCAGGGCCAGCGCAAUAGGCACAUCUUUGAGCUGCUCCACAACGCCGCCCAAAGCGUCGGCACGGUCACCUUCAACAUGAUCCGGGACAAGUGCAACGAGCUAAGAUGAGCCUUAGUCCUUUAACAUUAUAAUACACCCAUCUGUGCGUCUUAAAUGCUGGCGGUUUCAUACAUUUUACUAUAUGGUUCCAUACAUUUUACUAUAAAGUUCCAUACAGUUUACCAUAUAGCUUCAUACAUUUUACCAUAUAGUUCCAUACAUUUUACCACAUAGUUCCAUAUGAGAAUGCCUUUUAUUGAAGACAGCGGCUGCCUGGUCUGCAAGUGACAGAGUUCGAAAGGACAAGUUUCACAAGAUAAUUACAUUUUCCCAGUUCCUGCGGUUGUCGGCUGCUUUUAAUAUCCGUCUGCCGCAUCUGAUUUCGCUUAAGUAUCGUCCAGGAACACCUUUCCACAUCUUCAGGUUGAGCGGACAGGAACUUCCUUUUGCCGCAUUAUGCAGAUGUUGCCGUUAGUGUUGCUGCUCCUGGUGUUGCUUCUCCAGCGCUUGUCCUUGUUUAUCUGAUGCUGCCAGUGCUCCAAGGAUUCAGCUGCUGCGCUGCUCCUGCUCCUGAUCCAUCUGAAGCUGAAGCUGCAGUUCCCUGGCUCCCCUGUGGUACCGAUGGGCCUUCAGACUAAUGACUGCUGCUGCCGCUGUCGUUGGCCAAAGCCAGCUAAUUAAUUGUCGUCGUUGCAGGUGAUUAGAACUUAAAUGAGUUGCCGGUGCAGCAGAAGUUUCCGUGGCGCAGUUAGCCGUCAGAGAAGCGAUGACAUGAGGGGAUAGCCGUGCCAAAUUGGACACAAGGGGGUUGCUCUGUUAUGCAGCUGUUUUGUGGUGGUCACACAAUAGCUUUUAUGCGACCAAAAACCAAGUGCGCAACUCGAUAUUCGGAAAAUGUUACAGCACAAUGUCAAGUUCAAUCUGUUUUCAUUGCAACCAAAAAAUCGUCAAAAAUAUCUGACUAU